Messenger RNA from Limulus polyphemus (Atlantic horseshoe crab), 4130 nucleotides. Its product is annotated as synaptotagmin-10-like. Gene Ontology annotation, molecular function: calcium ion binding; SNARE binding; clathrin binding. NCBI's taxonomy places the organism in Eukaryota, Metazoa, Arthropoda, Merostomata, Xiphosura, Limulidae. Gene Ontology annotation, biological process: regulation of calcium ion-dependent exocytosis; calcium-ion regulated exocytosis; cellular response to calcium ion. The transcript is spliced from 9 exons. The coding region runs from base 267 to 1553 and encodes 428 amino acids. Gene Ontology annotation, cellular component: membrane. The record is from RefSeq and is a predicted model, not a curated record.
CUACGACAGAGGUAAUGGGAGUCUUAUUCAAGAAGGAGAAUGUAGCUGAUCCUCAGGCACUCCAAGAAGUUCAAGCGUAAAUAGCAGCUCACAUAAGGUGCAACCGGAACUCACGGAAGGUGCAACCAGAAAUUUACUCCGUCGUUGACUCUCCUCAAACAAUUAGAAGGAAUGUUCUGUGAAAACCUGCUAACGAUGCCGGGCAUAGAACUGUAUCUCAAUUUCUUAUUGUAUUGAUUAUCCUGGCAGUCGCUGUAGUGGGCAUAAUGACGUACUUUAGCUAUCGGUGGUUAGUCUCUAUUCUUCAGCCAAAUCACUCGGCCAACGACAAUAGCGCCGCUCUAGUGACCACAACUUUACAUUCAACAGAGCCCAGUAGCGCCCCCUCAUUGAAAAUAAGUCACAGUCUACCAGAUAUCAAGGAAGAACUCCAAAAACAAGUUCACUGCAAGAAAACAGCUCCAACACGUCAAGCAACUUUACCAAGUGUUCCAACACGCCACCAAACUUUCCAAAGACAGCUGCAUAUCUGCGACGUUCCGUUUGAAAUUUGUAACAAAGCAACUCGUGAAUCGCCGUCUGUCGGAGAGAUCAAACCAGAGCUCUACAAGAAAGAUUUGGGGCGGAAGGCGUCCACUGAAAGUAACAGUACACUGGAAGAAGACGGAGAACAUGGAAAGCCAUGUGGAAGAAUCCACUUUACCCUGAGAUAUGAUCAAGACAUAGAAGGAUUGGUCGUCAGAGUACUUCAAGCCCGAGACCUCCCAGUAAAGGACUUCACUGGAUCCUCCGACCCAUACGUAAAGAUUUAUCUUCUCCCUGAUCGCAAAAAGAAAUUCCAAACUCGGGUCCAUCUCAAGAACCUGAACCCGGUCUUCAAUGAAACGUUUGUAUUUGGAGUCGGUUACAACCAGCUAAAAUCUCGUAUGUUACAAUUUUCCGUAUACGAUUUUGACAGAUUCUCUAAACACGAUUUAAUUGGGCAAGUACUUGUAAAAUCACUUGCAGAAGUGUGUGAUGUAACGUACGAAAUGGAAUACAUCAUGGAUAUAAUGUGUGCUCCUCAGGACAAAGAAAAUCUAGGAGAGCUGAUGUUAUCACUGUGCUACCUUCCAACUGCCGGUAGACUUACUGUCACAAUUAUGAAAGCAAGAAGCCUAAAAGCCAUGGACAUCACCGGAUCGUCUGAUCCCUACGUUAAAGUGUCUCUCAUAUGUCAAGGAAAGAGAAUAAAGAAAAAAAAGACAACCGUCAAAAAGUCAACUUUAAACCCUGUUUAUAAUGAAGCGUUAGUGUUUGAUGUCCCAGCAGAUAAUAUCGAAGAUGUUAACCUACUAAUCAAGGUCAUCGACUAUGACAGAGUUGGAGCAAAUGAAAUGCUUGGCUGUUGUGCUAUUGGAAACCAAUGUAUUGGUUUGGGAAGAGAUCAUUGGUUGAAAAUGUUGGACACGCCUCGCCAUCCUGUAGCACAGUGGUAUCCCCUGGUGGACAUCGCCCCAAGUUUUUUGGACUUUUCCGAGCAGUCUCCUGUAAAAUGUAUCAGUAUUAGGUGAUAAUCUGGAAAAUGAAAACCCAGAUUGAUACAGCUAUAUUCAAAUAACCACGAGUAUGGUUCAACCAUGCGUAAGGUAGAAAUACCCUUCAGAUGGUAUCAAACAAAACGGUUGUCCUCUUUUCUUCCACGAUCGCUACUCAUUACACGCUACUUCUUCUGUUCUGCAUACACUUAGCAACAGCAUGAGUAUUAUCAAUCCAAUGUACAUGUUGUCUACCUAAUAAUAAGGUCUGUUUAUCGGUGUAUAACCAUAUUACACGUUUUAAUACGACGUGAUUAUUACCAAUCCAAUAUACAUGUUGUUUACCUAAUCAUAAGGUCUGUUUGCCAACCUAUAACCAUGUUGCCAAAUUUUUGUUCUCAUUUCCUUACGGUUACCUAAUGUAUAGAUACUUAUUUGCUUCUAAUUAGCAUAGCUUUGUAAAAUUUCAUGUUAAUUGAACGUCUUUCUGCAAAUUUAUUAUUAUUCUAACACAACUCUUUUUGUUGGAUAUGGUAAUGUUAUCGUUGUGAUGUGAAUGCCUGAUGGUCUAAGGAAGGAUUUUCUUUAUGGUAUACACUUUUUUUUCAUGCUUAUUCAUUCUGGAUUUAUUUGUUUUUGUUUUUGCCAUGCUUUUACCUUUGUUUUUAGUAAUUUAUUGAAUUAUUUAUUCAGUUUAUGUAAUUUUAUUAUCCAUCAAUAUUUUUGGUUCUCUGUAAGUGUAUAUAGGUAUCAAGAAAUCAUCAAUAUGUUAAACUUCAACAAUAACAACCAUUGUAAAUUAAAUUAGCAUGUGUGUUCAUUGCUCUUCAACUAAGAAAAAGUUGCAUAAUAUGAAUUGGAAAAUUUUAUUUUAUAGUUACAUGUUCCAGAGUGUUUCUUUGCUUUAAAAUGUUAUAAUUUUCUGAAAUAAUUGUGUGUUUCCAAGAUUUUGCAAAUAGUUUUAGUAGGGCAUGUUAUUGUUGAACAAGGCACGUUGCCAGUUUUAGUGUCAUGACAUAUAUGUGAGCUGUGAAUAAGUGUUUGUCAAUAUUAGAAAUAGCCGACCUAACAACACCACAUUUCUUAUUUUUCUUUAAUAGAACACUCAACGUUUCGACUUAGAGCGAAUUUAAUAUUUAAACCAAUUGGAGCAUUGUACUGUCAGUUACGGUUUGUGUUUUAGUGGAACGCUCCUCAAGAAGCUGUAAAGCGAAACACUGAGUGUCCAAUUAAAGAAAAAUAACAAAUUUGGUGUUAUAAGGUCGUUUAUUACUAGUAUUGGUAUGUCUUGUAUACACCAAUAUACACUACAUAAAUUGAACAAUUGGUGUUUGUUGUCACUUAAAAAUCUGUUAUUAAAAUACUUGGAUUUCAAUGACUACCAAACAUAGUAUAGAACGUGAUUUUAUUGGUAGAAUUCCUUUUCAAUAUUAUUUUUGCCAAUAUAUCUACAUCAGUUUAUCAUCUCUGAUUGGGUUUUAUCAUUGUUUUUGAUGAAAUGUUUCUAUGUAUUUUGUUUAUCAAUAGAGCUUUUUACCUUUAGUUCAGUUUUGUCACGAAGGACUUGUUUAUUGUAUAAAACUCACUGACUACUUAUCAGUCUAUGACUUUACACUACACUCAUGAAAUUCGUGAAAUAUAAUUUGAAGAUUCUCCGUCUAAAAUUGGUAUAGAUGUUGUCAUAGGAAGCAGAUGAAACACUUCUCACCAUCUGAAGAGUAAAAAUUGACACAUAAUUUAACAAUUUAAAAAAUCAAAAUAAUUAUGGUUUUAAUUCUUCAUUUUUAUCAGAUAACAUAUAACGUAUUUUCUUAAAUAAAAACAUUUAUCAUUACUCAUUAGGCAAGUGAAGCAGACAUUGUAAAGUUUGAUGCAACAUGAAUAUUGUUGUGGUGUACUAUGUUUUGCAAAGUUUGAGGUUAUGUAACACGAAUAUUGUUGUGCUGUACUAUGUUUUGCAAAGUGUGUUGCUAUGUAUCCUGAAUAUUCUUGUCGUGUGUUACUUUUUACAAAGUAUUAUACUAUGUAACAUGAAUGUUUCUGUCGUGUUAUAUUCGUGGUUACGACUAAAACUGAUUCUUUAAAUUGGAAUGUUUGAGCUCACAGUUCAUUUAACGUCUUUUUUUAAUUAUAUUUUAUUUGUUAUUUGUUUGUUUUUCAAAUAUUAUGAGUAAAAAAAUCAAACAUUUGAAAAGAAUUCAGGAUUAGAUCUCUUUCCACAUAACAUAUAAAUAAGCAAAAAAUCAAACAUGCGAGAGGAAUUCAGAAUUAGAUCUCUUUUCACAUAACAUAUAAAUGUCAAUUUUGUUUUAACAUCUACCACAUGAGCCACUUGAUGUGGAUCCAAAAAUGAGUUUUGAGUUGUUUGGAUUAGACAAAAAGAAGACGUUUGGCACUAUUUUCAAGGUCUAGGUUGUUGGACCAGACCCGUGACGUUACCCUAGACUUGACCCAAAAUCACAAAAACCAACAUGGGGGAGUUAAUUUGUAAAUGUAAAGUAAAACGAUGUAGCAAUAAAACAAGCUUGAAAUCUUGUAGAUGCUAUAGUGAAUGUGAUGGCUUAAGCGUAGCGAUUAAGCUAAACCGUGGGUACAGGUCGGAUGAGGGAAGAA